UGUGUGCGACAACAGUUUUGGCCCGCGUUGUCUUGGCUAGCCAGAGUCUCGAGGAAGCGAAGCAGCAAGAAAACCUGAUGAUCCAACGGUUCUACUACUAACCACUUUUAUCAGAAAGAAGAUAAUUCACAUAUGCUUGGGGAUCAGUAUUAAGAUACCCGAAAUCCCAAUGGCAGACACGCCGAAAUUGUAUAGGGAAAAACAUGUGAAGUAUUUCAAGAGAGUUCUUCAGGUUUUACCAGGACAAUAUGCUUCUCUAGAUACAAAUAGGAUGACAAUGGCAUUCUUUGCAAUUUCUGGCUUGGAUUUGCUGGGAGCACUUGAAGAAAUUGGCAAAGGAAAAAGCCGCAUCGUUGAAUGGAUAUACUCUCUACAGGUGCUCCCUGAUCACACUGAAAAUUGUCUUGCACAUUGUGGAUUUCGGGGAUCUUCAACAUUAGGGAAUACAUUUAUAAAGAAGAAUAGGGGCAGGCACAUAUGGAGGGACAGUGCCCACGUUGCGAUGACAUACACUGCCCUUGCUAGCCUUUUGAUCUUAGGAGAUAAUCUUGCACGUGUCAACAAAGAAGCUGUGCUGGCUGGACUGCGAGCUCUUCAGCAAAAGGAUGGCAGCUUUAGCUGUGUUCCAGAAGGAAGUGAGACAGAUAUGAGAUUUGUGUACUGUGCUGCCUGUAUCAGCUAUAUUCUGAAUGACUGGAGUGGUGUUGACACAACUAAAGCUGUGGACUACAUAACAAAAAGCAUUUCAUACGAAGGAGCAAUAGGACAAGGACCAGGUACAGAGGCACAUGGUGGACCAACUUUCUGUGCAGUAGCUUCACUUUUCUUAAUGAAUAAACUAAGCAGCACACUGUCAGCACAGCAAUGUGCACGUCUUCAGAGAUGGUGUAUAAUGAGACAAGAAUCGGGCUUUCAGGGCAGACCCAACAAACCUGUGGACACAUGCUAUUCUUUUUGGGUUGGAGCAACUUUACAACUCCUGGGAAUAUUAGAUCUAACAGACUUCUUGUUCAACCGUACAUUUAUCCUUAGUACCCAGUCAUCAAUAACAGGGGGUCUGGCAAAAUGGAUUGACAACCCACCAGAUCCACUGCACACUUAUCUUGGCCUCUGUGGACUAUCACUGAUAGGUGAGCCAGGCUUGCUUACACUCCAUGCAGCUCUCAAUAUUUCUCAGCGAGCAGCAGAUCAUCUGGGAGACCUGCACCGCCGAUGGCAUAAGUUGCACGCCAAUGACUCAAUUAAAAAAGCAUAGAUAUAUUUCAGUUGUCUGUUUGAUAACUAAAAUGAAAUACUAGGAAUAUUAACAAUUCUAGAUCACCAAUGUACAUUAUGCUUGUGGCUUGAAUGAUUGUCAGACCUAUUUUAAUUUUACUUUAAUACAUCUAUUUGUCAUUUCGCUUGCUUUCGCUCAUGGAUCUUUUUAUGUUUUUAUGCAGGUAUUUGGAAUGCUUAUGUGUCUGGUUAUCUUCCUCUUUGUAGAAAAAAAUAUAAACCAAGUAGCAUUCAGCAGGAAAAAUGUUAUGGUAGCCCAGUAAUGUCAUUUCACAAUGCAUUUCUAAUGGUGGAAUCUAUGACUUAUUUUACAGAUUUACUCUUGAUGAAGUCAAAGUUCAGGUCUAAUAUACAAAGUGAUGUAAAAGUAAGUGAAUUAGCAACAACACCAAUGAAAUAAAGUAUUUUUCAAGCUGCUUUUAACUACACAAAGUUAAGCACAAAAGAGGCAUUCUAGAUUCAGAAUACGGUAUAUAAUAAUCUCAAAAUUGAACUUUUUUUUUAUAAUCAAAACACACUAUAGUGUCCUCCAACUAAAGGCAUGGCAUAACCUUAGCAAUUGAACUUUUAUUUUUUAUUCAGUGGUUGAUUGUGAAAUACCUGUUUAUCUUUUAUAUUAUGCUGUCAUAUUUGAUAGAUAUGUAGGUGCUAUGAAAUAUGUAAAAGCUGUUUAAUAUUUAGGGAUAGUGGCUUUGCAAAAUUCACAUAUGCUGGAAGGAGUAGGAAUUAAUUCCAUAGCAGUUGGGGAAAUAUGGCUUCCUUCAUUGGAUUAUCUUUGUGAAAUAAGGUGCAUUCCUAUACAAAGUUUUGACUUUAAAUUUACUGUAAUUAUUCAAGAUAACUUGAAUUUUGCAUUUUGUCUUUUAUUGGGUUCUUUUAAAUUUUAUUUCCCAUUGCCUUAAAUUAUCAGGAUUGGAGAGCUGCAAACUAAGUACCAUUAUGGUGAUCAGCUAGGAGAGCUCAAUCACUGUUGGAGCUGAUUUAGCAGAAACAUUUGAAGGUGUACUUUUGAGAAUUCAAGCGUUAUUUUCAAUGCCGCUUAAGCUGAUGAUGCAGGGUGUACCGGAUGAAAGAGCAGAGUCUGUUGUUGAUAUCAGUUUAAUGAAGUUGACUUAGAAAACUGGCAUAAAGAUGAAGAACAAAACAACAAAAGAAUGUUUUCUAUGCAUAUACCCAAUGUAAAUAUUAUAAAUAACACGAUAACAUAACCAUGUUAAUGAGUGAUCAGGGGUUUAAAAUGUUAACUCAGUCUGUAAAGUGUAGGGGGUUUUGGUACUUUGCAUUUGGUGGAGUACACACUUCAAAAAUUGAUGUGAAUGAAGAAGCUGCCCUAUGUGAUAAUAAUGCAUAAUCAGCAACAUUUCAGUUGUAUGCAAUUAUUAAAUCAUUUGUGUAAUAUCUGUGUAACUGAGACUAGACUGAUCCAUGCAUAAAAAUAAAAUAUUUGUGACACAUA
Molecule: messenger RNA, 2731 nt
Organism: Pomacea canaliculata
Lineage: Eukaryota; Metazoa; Mollusca; Gastropoda; Architaenioglossa; Ampullariidae
Product: geranylgeranyl transferase type-1 subunit beta-like
Biological process (GO): protein geranylgeranylation
Cellular component (GO): CAAX-protein geranylgeranyltransferase complex
Molecular function (GO): CAAX-protein geranylgeranyltransferase activity
Source: RefSeq, a predicted model, not a curated record